ACUUAAACUUUGAACUAAAGAACAAUGUCAGGAGUGGACCUAGACAUGCGAGCGCCUUGCGACGUCCAGUUAAUUUUAUGUCUUCAGGACCAAAGGGUCAUGUCAUUGGAAUCGACCUGGGCACAACCAAUUCUUGCGUGGCUACUAUGGAAGGGAAGACUCCUAAAGUUCUUGAAAAUGCUGAGGGGGCUCGGACGACACCUUCUGUUGUGGCAUUUACUUCAGAUGGUGAGCGCCUAGUAGGCGCUCCAGCUAAGCGCCAAGCCGUCACCAAUUCUGCGAAUACUUUGUCCGCAACUAAGCGUCUUAUAGGACGUAAAUUUGCCGAUUCUGAGGUUCAAAAGGAUAUUAAGAACAGUGCUUUCAAGGUUAUAAAGGCGGCUAAUGGUGAUGCUUGGCUUGAGGCUCAGGGGAAGUCCUACUCUCCCAGCCAGAUUGGGGCUUUUGUACUUAUGAAAAUGAAAGAGACCGCAGAGAAUUAUCUUGGUUCUAAGGUGAAAAAUGCGGUUAUAACUGUUCCUGCCUACUUUAACGAUUCACAGCGUCAGGCAACUAAAGAUGCGGGUCAAAUAGCUGGACUCGAGGUCCUCCGCGUAAUCAAUGAGCCGACGGCUGCUGCCCUAGCUUAUGGCCUUGAUCGUGUCGAGGACAAAACGAUUGCUGUCUACGAUCUUGGUGGUGGCACAUUUGAUAUAUCAAUCUUGGAAAUCCAGAAGGGUGUUUUUGAGGUAAAAUCAACGAAUGGUGAUACUUUCCUUGGCGGCGAGGAUUUUGACAAUGCUCUCCUCAAAUAUCUACUUGAUGAAUUCAAAAAAGAUGUAAGGCAAGGCUUGGAUGUCACCAAAGAUCCUAUGGCCCUACAACGUGUCAAAGAAGCUGCAGAAAAAGCAAAAAUCGAGUUGUCAUCUUCACUUCAGACGGACAUUAACCUUCCUUAUUUAACCAUGGACCACUCUGGUCCUAAGCACAUGCAUUUAAAGCUUACAAGAUCAAAGUUUGAAUCGUUGGUUGAAUCUUUAGUUAAAAGAACUAUUCAACCCUGCGAAAAAGCUCUUAAAGAUGCAGAUGUUAGACCAUCUGAUAUAGGAGAUGUUAUCCUUGUAGGUGGAAUGACAAGAAUGCCUAAAGUCCAGGAAUUAGUACAGAAAAUCUUUUCAAAAGUUCCAAGUAAAAGCGUGAAUCCCGACGAAGCUGUAGCUAUGGGAGCUGCUAUUCAAAUUGAUUUAUGCCAGGGUGGUGUUCUAGCUGGCGACGUAACUGAUGUUCUUCUUCUUGACGUUACUCCUCUAUCCUUGGGCAUUGAAACCUUGGGCGGGGUGAUGACUAAGUUGAUUAAUAGAAACACCACUAUACCCACGAAGAAAUCUCAGGUCUUCUCAACCGCAGCUGAUGGUCAGACUCAGGUCGAGAUCAAAGUUCAUCAAGGAGAACGUGAGAUGGCGACGGAUAACAAGUUACUAGGCCGUUUUUCCUUGAUUGGCAUACCCCCUGCCCCUAGAGGCAUUCCUCAGAUAGAAGUAACUUUCGACAUAGAUGCUAACGGAAUAGUCAAUGUUUCAGCCAAAGACAAGGGCACUGGUAAAGAACAGCAAAUCGUCAUCCAAUCAAGUGGUGGCCUAUCAAAAGACGAUAUUGAACGCAUGGUCCGUAAUGCUGAACAGUAUGCAGAAGCGGAUAAAAUAAGACGAGAUAUGGUUGAGACCAUUAAUCAGGCAGAAGGAGUUGUACAUGACACAGAGGCUAAGAUCGAAGAAUACAAGGACAGUCUCCCGGAAGAUGAGAGAACUAAGCUAAAGGAGAAAAUUGAUCUGCUUCGCUCAAAAUUGGCCAACAAAGAUAAUGAAAAUCUGGAUAGUAUCAAAUCUACUACAAAUGACUUGCAACAAGCUUCUUUAAAGCUUUUUGAGAUCGCUUACAAAAAGGUUUGUCUCGUCGAAGAAUUGCUUUUCAAAAAAAAAAUGUCUGAACGACGAACUGGCACCGCCGAGUCCUCUAGUGAUGAGCAAAAGAAGGAACAAGGCAACUAG
This is a messenger RNA of Protopolystoma xenopodis, 2027 nucleotides long. NCBI's taxonomy places the organism in Eukaryota, Metazoa, Platyhelminthes, Monogenea, Polystomatidea, Polystomatidae. The record is from the annotation of a GenBank genome assembly.